Centrocercus urophasianus (Greater sage-grouse) is the source of this 1777-nucleotide messenger RNA. RefSeq names its product sphingosine-1-phosphate receptor 4 (gene S1PR4). NCBI's taxonomy places the organism in Eukaryota, Metazoa, Chordata, Aves, Galliformes, Phasianidae. Bases 183 to 1376 code for a protein of 397 amino acids. Gene Ontology annotation, molecular function: sphingosine-1-phosphate receptor activity. Gene Ontology annotation, cellular component: membrane. Gene Ontology annotation, biological process: G protein-coupled receptor signaling pathway. The record is from RefSeq and is a predicted model, not a curated record. The transcript has 2 exons.
AUCCUGGCAGCACGAGCCAUGCCAGCACUCUGGGGCUGGCAGAUGGGGCUCUGACCCCCGUCUCUGCCCUGGACUCAGCACUGCCUCCAGCCCUCAAACAGAGGCUCGGCUCUGCUCCAAACCUCAUCUGAGCCCUCGGUGAUCAGAAUUCGGACGGCCCAGAAUUUGGAGGGCUGAGCUGGAUGCUGAAUCAUUCCUUCUCCCUUUCUGCUCAAUAUCCCGAGCUCAGAAUGGACCUCCUUGACAGGAAGGGCUCCUGCUUGCAGCUGGCCGCCAUGCGGAACGUGAACAUCAUCCUGCAGCACUACAACUUCUCCGGCAAGCUGACCAACCGGCCUUCCCGGGAUGAGGGCAUGGGCCUCAUCCGCACCAUCUUCGUCAUCGUCAGCUGUGCCAUCAUCCUGGAGAACCUGCUGGUGCUGCUGGCUGUGUUGCGCUGCCUGCGGGCACGCCGCUGGGUCUACUCCUGCAUCGCCAGCAUCACCGUCAGCGACCUGCUGGCCGGCAUCGCCUACCUCUCCAACCUCUGCCUCUCAGGCAAGAAGACCUUCCAGCUGUCCCCUCAGCUCUGGUUUCUGCGGGAGGGCAUCCUCUUCAUCGCUCUGGCUGCCUCCACCUUCAGCUUGCUGGUGACGGCCAUCGAGAGGUACAGCGCCAUGGUGCGGCCGAUCGCUGAGAACGAGGCCAGCAAGACGCUGCGCCUGCGCGGCCUCAUCGUGUUCUGCUGGCUGCUGGCCUUCAUCAUUGGGCUGCUCCCGCUGCUGGGAUGGAACUGCCUCUGUGAUUUCAGCACCUGCUCCAUUCUCCUGCCCCUCUACUCCAAGAACUACAUCCUCUUCUCUGUGGUCAUGUUCAGCAUCAUCCUGCUGGGCAUUAUCGGCCUCUACAUCUCCAUCUUCCAGCUGGUCCAGGCCAGCUCGAGGCAAACCACCUCUCGGCACAGCCGCAAGCGCUCUCUCCGUCUGCUCAAGACGGUGCUGAUGAUCCUGGGCACCUUCAUCAUCUGCUGGAGCCCCCUCUUCGCCCUGAUGCUGUUCGAUGUGUUCUGUGAGACGCACACCUGCAGGCAGCUGCACAGCCUGGACUGGACCUUGGCUCUGGCCAUGCUCAACUCGGGCAUAAACCCCAUCAUUUACUCACUGCGGAGCGUGGAGGUGCGCCACGCUGUGUGCAGCCUGCUGUGCUGCUGCUGCAUAAGGAUCGGGCUCUGCAAGCCUGGGCACUGCCCGGUCAUCACCGACAUCAACUCGGGUUCAUCCACUGAGAGCUCCCUGCGCUACCGGGAGAGCUUCCGCAGCCCCAUAGCCGCGAUGCCACGGCCCAGAGCACCUCUCUCCAGCAACUCCAGCAUGAUGAGCAAUCUACCCAGUCUCUGAGAGGCCAAAAGUGGCCCAGAGAUCCCACUGGGACCUCAGAGUGCUGGGUGCGGCUGUCAGAACUGUGUCAGAUGCUGUCCAACCCCCGCUGCUGACUGUGGCCAGGCUUUGAGCAGGAGGUGGCAUAGAAACGUGCUCCUGGAGGGCAGUGAGGGAUACAGGCACAGGCUGGGACAGACGCUCUGCUCAAUGGAUGCUGUGCUGGGGUAGGACUGGGUGCUGCUCCAUGUCUGCACAUAUACAGCCACUGUACCUGCUCUGGUGAGGGCAUUUAGCCCCAUUGUGCCCCAUGGCACAGAGAUGGCACUCCCCACUUGGACUUGUAGGGGUAUCAGCAGCAGAGAACUGAGGGUUGCAGGAAAUUGGACCACCGCAGCCACGUCUGCACCCACUGCUGCCCA